Messenger RNA from Cicer arietinum (chickpea), 698 nucleotides. Its product is annotated as vacuolar protein sorting-associated protein 55 homolog. Gene Ontology annotation, cellular component: endosome. Lineage: Eukaryota; Viridiplantae; Streptophyta; Magnoliopsida; Fabales; Fabaceae. The record is from RefSeq and is a predicted model, not a curated record. Gene Ontology annotation, biological process: late endosome to vacuole transport via multivesicular body sorting pathway.
UUGUGUGCAUAAACGAAGUACUGGCGAAGCGUGAGUCAUACAAAGCUCGAAAGAAAAGAAAAGAAAAGGCGGGUUAAAAUUGGGAGCAACUACCAACUGUGCAGCUCCGCCACUCGCAAUCGGAAUUCGGAAGACAGAGACAGAGAGAUAUAGCAUCUCUCAACCAUGGCGAUGACAGUACACGCCUUGCUGGGCUAGCUUUUAUGUUUUCGGCUAGCAUUUUGCUACAGAUUCUGGCAUGUGCCAUAUACAACAAUUGGUGGCCCAUGCUAUCAGCUCUGAUGUAUGUGCUGGUACCCAUGCCUUGCUUAUUCUUUGGAGGUGGGUCCACUCAAUUUCUGAUGAGCCGUGAUGGUGGGGGUUGGAUGGAUGCUGCUAAGUUUUUGACUGGAGCAUCAGCUAUGGGGAGCAUAGCCAUUCCUAUAAUCCUUAAGCAUGCUCACAUGAUUGAGACUGGAGCAAUGCUCAUUGAGCUUGUAUCAUUCUUUAUAUUUAUAUGUACUGUUAUGUGUUUUCACCAAGCGAGCCUUGACGAUGAUUGGUAAAAACAAAUUCCAUAGAUAUGACCUUCUGCUAGUCAUUAGGGUUUGUUACCCUAAAAAAGAAAGUGUAGAGAAACUUAAUACAGCCUUGGAAACAGAAGUGUAUGAUUGAACCUCUGUAAAGUUCUGCAAGUAAUUAUUUUUUCGUCAACUUUA